Molecule: messenger RNA, 3036 nt
Organism: Durusdinium trenchii
Lineage: Eukaryota; Dinophyceae; Suessiales; Symbiodiniaceae
Source: the annotation of a GenBank genome assembly
AUGAAGGCUUUGGCGGCAGCUGUCUGCUGGGUUGGGUUGCUUCACAUGGUUGGGACUCUGAAAGAUGACGAGGCUACUCAUCCAUCAGUUGUGCAGCUCGCCCGGAGUUUGCUGGGCUUGCCAGCCUUUUACAAACCGCAAACAGGAGACCGAGCAUCUGGGAUGAUCCGGCGCAUCAUUCGCCAGCACGUUGAUGCCAAGAAGCUGGCUGUGAGCAGCUAUGAGUGGUCAAGAAUUUUGGCAUCCAUGAUCAAGGACGGAGAGCAAAUGACCGUCUCCCAGGCUGUAGAGUUGUACAACAGCAAUCCCGAGGACAGGAGCGGCACAGGCUCUUUGAUCUUGGAUUCCAAGAAACAGUAUGCGAUCAAACACUGGCUUGAGUUGAGUUCAGAAGAAGCAAUCCGUCAGGUGGAAUUGAGUCUUAAGGACGCCCCAUUCCAAUUUGGACCAUGGGGCGAAUCAUUGUCAGUCCAGCGAUUCCUGUUCAUGAACUCGACAGUCACCCUGAGUCCGCUGCCUGAUGCAGGCGGCCUUGAGACGGUCAGCGGAGAGCCAACAAUUUCAAUAGAUUGGUCCUUACCUAUGACGGGGGAGGCUCAAGGUGCCCUUUUUGCCAGGAUCCGGAUCCAGUAUGAACGUGCCACAGCAAUUGUGGACAACGUUCAAGACCGCAAGCGCUACCGGCAAAAUGAGGAGGAACUCAUGGAACUGCGGAACAUGAUAUGCUUCUGGUUCACAAUCCGCUCAUUUUGCAGCACCAGAAUCAGCACCUUCGCAGAGUUGGAUGCUGCCAUUUGCAAUGGCAACACCAAAGACCACGAAUUUCGAGAGUUGUUGGAGUCGAGACCAAGUCAACUCGGGGUCUCCAUGCUUCCCUGUGCCCGGAAGGAGGCUGUGGAUCAGGUUCGGGAGCAGGAGGCGGGUGCGAGCAUGGAAGUAGAGAAAGAACGCCUUGCUGUCAGGGAUGCUCGGUGGAGCUUUUUCCAGAGUGCACUCCUUCGAGAUCAAGCGAAGCUUCAACAGGUCCAAUCUGCGCCAGAGCGCUUGGAGGCACUGAAGCACCGCAAGCUCAUGUCUUGGAGGAUUUCCCAAGCUCAAGCAGGAGAACGUGUCAUCAAGGCUUACAAAGACAAAUUUCUUCGAUGCGAUUUAGUUGCCAAAGCUGAGCUGGCACAGCAAAGAAUAAAUGAGUUCCGCCUCUUCGUCGCUCAGAGUGGCAGCUUCAAGGAGUCUGAGAUUCACUGCAUCGUUGUUUGUGACUUGAACGUGCCCGGAGCAAAAUCGACAGAAUCUAUGCAGGAACUCUGCCAGACCAUGCAGUUUUGCAACGACUUGGCACCAACUCGUUCAGUGGCCUUGGUGGAGCUCCCGGAGGUUGCAAAGAAGAGUUCGAAGCGGGGUUUGUGUGAUGAAGAGAGUGACCUUCAGAGUUGCCUUUGGAGCCUUCGCCAGAGCUGCGAUGCCAGGUGGGUGUGCACAUUCGAUGUGCAUCCGGCUGCAGAUGCACAAACAAACCGCAGGCGGUUCAACACUGGACGCCUGGUAUCCAACUUGGACGGUACGAGUGAGAACGUGUUCAUCACAGCCUCUGAACUGGGCUGCUGCGGACGCCCGCUCAUGACCAAUCCCUUGCUGCUCCCAUUGAGCAAAGACCUCAUGAUUCCUGAGAACCUUGAUGUGGAAACUGACCUGAAGGGAGCGGAGAGGCAAAGGCCAUCUCCAGAGACCUGCCAAGCGCAAAAGGGAGUUGACCGCUGGGUCGCUCUCUUGACAUCUCUCCUGACGACAAGCUCAAAUGUCUUGAAGGGAAAACCUGUCAUCGUGUUGUGCCUCACGGGGUACAUCGAAGAUGUGGGGACAGUUUUCCAGAUGAGACUCAGCAAGACGGAAUUGAAGGGCGGGUUCCAUACCGACAACUUGUUUUAUCAAUCUGUUGGAUGGAUCAACAGCAAGGACACCUUCGGGCAUUCCCGGCUGACUCGCGAGAUCACCGAUGCCUACAUCCAGCGCAAGUUCGAGCACGGUGGCCAAAGGUACUCCGUGGAUGCUCCCGAACUCACUGAGCAGGAAAUCAAUAUCAUCCCCGGUGCCAAGGCUUCGAUGGGCAGCCUGGAUGAGGUGAAAUUUGAGGUUCUCGAGUGCUCCGGGGACAAAAUGCACAUCAAAGCAGAUGAACAUCGGUUUUGGUCGGCUCAAACUGGGGAGCUCAAGACUACAUAUGAUACUUUGAGGGAGAAGCACCUUGCACUCCUUGCGGCCACAACUACGACUACGACUACGAGCUCGGGUACUGAGAGGGCAACAAGUAGUGCUGGGGCAUCCACUGCCGAGAACUCCACAGAUCAGGAUCAAGAGCCACCUGCUUCUGAUUCAAACACUGUUCUGGACUCAUUGUCGAAGCUUGAGCAGGAGAUUGGUGUCCAGUACAAGUGCAACAGCGAGAUCGGACAGGUGGAGUUGAUUGUGGGGAAAGAUGGCAGCAUUUGGCUUUUGGGUGGAGUUGACAAGUCGCUUCCUCGGCAUACUGUCGUGGGCGGUUAUGGAACCGGCCAAUGGGUCAGUGAAGAAGAGAGUGAUCCAGGGGUUCGCUUCGUGAUCACGGACGACAAGGCAUGGAUCCAGCUAGAUGAAAGUUCUUUUGCUGCUGAAGCGCAAGGCUCCUCCACUGUGACCCUCUACAAGUUGCUCAUCCGGGCAGAACGUGAAAAGGGCUUGACAGAACAUCGGUUCAGCUUCCUCGACAUUUCUCGCAAGCAAGACCUCGAGGCUGGACAGGAUGGGUUCAACAUCAAGGUCAAGACUGCAAUGAAGUUCAAAUGUGUUCGGGACCCGAGAACGGCAAGUGGAUCAGAGGAAAAGAUUACCGCGAAGAAUGUCUUCUCAAAAUGCUUGGAGAGGAACAGCGACCUGCUCAUGGACAUCUACAGAUUCCGGUAUGAGAGGGUCGGGCAAAGCUUCAAGGUUCAACGGCCUUAUGUUUGUACCACCCAGCACCUGACCUUGAGCAAGGACAAGCCCCUUAAAGUGACCAAAUAG